UCAUAUAAAAAGGCUCUGCCGACCAAAGUCAGUUAUCAGUCAACGUUCGUUCUCGACCAGACAGAAAUCAGCCAACAUGUUCAAGUUUGUGAUGAUCCUCGCCGUUGUGGGAGUGGCUACCGCCCUGGCCCCAGUUUCCCGCUCCGAUGAUGUCCACGCAGAUGUGGUUUCCCGAUCGGACGACGUUCGUGCCGAUGGAUUCGAUUCCAGCCUGCACACCUCCAACGGAAUCGAGCAGGCCGCCAGCGGUGAUGUCCAUGGCAACAUCCAUGGCAACUUCGCCUGGAUCUCCCCCGAGGGCGAGCACGUGGACAUCAAGUACGUGGCUGAUGAGAACGGAUACCAGCCCUCGGGAGCCUGGAUCCCCACUCCUCCUCCAAUCCCAGAGGCCAUUGCCCGCGCCCUCGUCUGGCUGCAGUCUCACCCCCCAGCACCCGAGCACCCCCGUCAUCACUAGGACUCGUCACCCGGAUCCCGGACCACUCCACGGACUGUUCUCCCGAAACAAAUCUCCCUAGUUGUUUAGCUGUACUUCUUGACUUUCAAAAAAAUACAUGCACUUGCUUAUAGCAGUAAAAA
This is a messenger RNA of Drosophila sechellia, 579 nucleotides long. Its product is annotated as larval cuticle protein 2. Bases 77 to 457 code for a protein of 126 amino acids. NCBI's taxonomy places the organism in Eukaryota, Metazoa, Arthropoda, Insecta, Diptera, Drosophilidae. Gene Ontology annotation, cellular component: chitin-based extracellular matrix. The record is from RefSeq and is a predicted model, not a curated record. The transcript has 2 exons. Gene Ontology annotation, molecular function: structural constituent of chitin-based larval cuticle.